This is a messenger RNA of Grammomys surdaster, 362 nucleotides long. RefSeq names its product metallothionein 4 (gene Mt4). The transcript has 3 exons. Lineage: Eukaryota; Metazoa; Chordata; Mammalia; Rodentia; Muridae. Bases 33 to 221 code for a protein of 62 amino acids. Gene Ontology annotation, molecular function: metal ion binding. The record is from RefSeq and is a predicted model, not a curated record.
CUCCCUUUCUUAGCCGCUCACACACCUGGACCAUGGACCCUGGGGAAUGCACGUGUAUGUCUGGAGGGGUCUGCAUCUGUGGAGACAAUUGCAAAUGCACUACCUGCAGCUGUAAAACCUGUCGUAAAAGCUGCUGUCCCUGCUGUCCCCCAGGCUGUGCCAAGUGUGCCCGGGGCUGCAUCUGCAAAGGGGGCUCAGACAAAUGCAGCUGCUGUCCCUGAAUCCCACCUAUGGCACUGGGAAGUGACUACAUAGAACCUGAGUCGAGGGAUUGAAUUUGUAUAAUAAGUUGUGCUUUUUAUAUGUGUGCCCACAUGUGGGGCCGGUGACGUUCUUGGAGCAAUAAAGUUUCCAUUCAUGGC